AGGACCUCCUUGCGGGGGACCCUGUGUUUGGGAGAUGUGGAGCCCUGGAGGCCAGAGUCAGACUCCAGACCAAGUGCACAGUAUGACCUGUCUGGGACCAGGGCCGCCCUCCUACUGGCUGUGAUUCAAGACCGGCUUGGGACAGAGCAUGAUGUGACAGCACUGGUGAACCUGUGCCAGGCCUUGGGCUUCAAGGUCACCUUGAGGACAGACCCUACCGCUCAGGCAUUCCGGGGGGAGCUGGUUCAGUUCCGGGAAAAGCUGGACGCUCACAAGGGCCCUGUGAGCUGUGCCCUGCUGGCCCUGAUGGCCCACGGGGGGCCACAAGGGCAGUUGCUGGGGGUUGAUGGGCAAGAAGUACAGUCCGAGAUGUUGGUCCAGGAGCUGAACUGCUGCCAGGCACUGCGUGGCUGCCCUAAGGUCUUCCUGCUUCAGGCCUGCCGUGGGGAGAACAGGGACCCUGGUGUGGGGCCAAGAGCUCUCCCAUGGUACAGGCGCUGGCUGCAAGCGCCCCCAGGCAUCCCCACCCAGGCAGAUGUUCUCCAGGUUCAUGUUGACACCCCAGGGAGCACUGGCCAAGCAGACAUCCUUACUGUCUACUCAGCUGCUGAGGGCUGUGUGGCCUAUCGGGACGAAGAAAAGGGCUCAGACUUCAUCCAGACGCUGGUGGAGGUCAUGAGAGCCAACCCAGGAGGAGAUCUCAUUGAGCUGCUGACUGAGGUCAACAGGAGGGUUUGUGAACUGGACGUGCUGGGGCCAGACAGUGAUGAGCGGCGCAAGGCGUGCUUGGAGAUCCGCAGCUCCCUCCGGCGCCGGCUCUGUUUAUAGAAUUGACAGUCAGGCUACUUCCGCUCCAUCCUCCUUCCGCACUCUGUCAGCGUUGCAGCACCUUGGGCGUGGGAGCUCAGAAGCGUGCAAUAAAUACCUGUUCACGGUCGUUGUGCCCCGGGAAAUGUACACUUUCUCUGAAAUAAGUGAGAUAAAGUACCUGGCACUAGAUAGAGGAACAGCUGUGCUCUUGGGGACCAGAGGUUGGAUUGGGGUUUGUGCCU
Messenger RNA from Microtus ochrogaster (prairie vole), 1052 nucleotides. Its product is annotated as caspase-14. The record is from RefSeq and is a predicted model, not a curated record. Gene Ontology annotation, molecular function: cysteine-type endopeptidase activity. NCBI's taxonomy places the organism in Eukaryota, Metazoa, Chordata, Mammalia, Rodentia, Cricetidae. Gene Ontology annotation, biological process: proteolysis.